This is a messenger RNA of Saimiri boliviensis boliviensis (Bolivian squirrel monkey), 2055 nucleotides long. The record is from RefSeq and is a predicted model, not a curated record. Lineage: Eukaryota; Metazoa; Chordata; Mammalia; Primates; Cebidae.
UGGUCCCCAAACCCCACCAGCCCCGCUUCUCCCUGCAGUUCUAAGGGCCUGUUUCCCUUCAGGGCACAGCGGGGUUGGGGAGAGCGGAAGGGCGACAGAGCCCUAAGAGAGGUUUCAGAAUUGGUCUGAAAGAAAACCACCAGGCCGCAGGACGAGUUUGGCCGGCCUCUAGCCUCAGACAGACUGGGUUGGAAUCCUGCUUUGCUUCCGACCACCUGCUGAUUUGAAAAUCAUCUCUCUGGGCCUCAGUUGUCCCCGCUGUGAAAUGGAUCGCUGCUGAAGACCAAGGGCGGGAAGUGUCUAGCAGGAGAUCUCUGACCAGAACCAGAGAGGUGGCCUCCAGCCGCGCCCCUUCCCCAGCCCGGGAGCGGCGCCUCGUCUCCCAAUCCCGGGUCCCUCCGCCGCAGACUCCUCCUCCACUGACAUCAGAGCCGCAGGCGGGCGGAGAGAGCCGGCCGAGCGAGCUGAGCUGGCGGAGCCGAGCGGAGCCUCAGCCCCAGCGAGAGAACGGGCGGGCGGCCCAGGCGCUCAGCGGUGCGGACCGCGGCCGGAGCUCAGCGCCAGCCACCGCGGGCCUCCCAGCCAGCCCCGCGGCGGGGCAGCUGCAGGAGCCCUGGCUGUGGCCGGGGGGCAGUGGGCCAUGCCGGGGGCAGUGGAAGGCCCCAGGUGGAAGCAGGCGGAGGACAUUAGGGACAUUUACGACUUCAGAGAUGUUCUGGGCACGGGGGCCUUCUCAGAGGUGAUCCUGGCAGAAGAUAAGAGGACACAGAAGCUGGUGGCCAUCAAAUGCAUCGCCAAGAAGGCCCUGGAGGGCAAGGAAGGCAGCAUGGAGAAUGAGAUUGCUGUCCUGCACAAGAUCAAGCACCCCAACAUUGUAGCCCUGGAUGACAUCUAUGAGAGUGGGGGCCACCUUUACCUCAUCAUGCAGCUGGUGUCGGGUGGGGAGCUGUUUGAUCGUAUUGUGGAAAAAGGCUUCUACACAGAGCGGGACGCCAGCCGCCUCAUCUUCCAGGUGCUGGAUGCUGUGAAGUACCUGCAUGACCUGGGCAUUGUACACCGGGAUCUCAAGCCAGAGAAUCUGCUGUACUACAGCCUGGAUGAAGACUCCAAAAUCAUGAUCUCCGACUUUGGCCUCUCCAAGAUGGAGGACCCAGGCAGUGUGCUCUCCACCGCCUGUGGAACUCCGGGAUACGUGGCCCCUGAGGUCCUGGCCCAGAAGCCCUACAGCAAGGCUGUGGAUUGCUGGUCCAUAGGUGUCAUUGCCUACAUCCUGCUCUGCGGUUACCCCCCCUUCUAUGACGAGAAUGAUGCCAAACUCUUUGAACAGAUUUUGAAGGCCGAGUACGAGUUUGACUCUCCUUACUGGGACGACAUCUCUGACUCUGCCAAAGAUUUCAUCAGGCACUUGAUGGAGAAGGACCCAGAGAAAAGAUUCACCUGUGAGCAGGCCUUGCAGCACCCAUGGAUUGCAGGUGACACGGCUCUAGAUAAGAAUAUCCACCAGUCGGUGAGUGAGCAGAUCAAGAAGAACUUUGCUAAGAGCAAGUGGAAGCAAGCCUUCAAUGCCACGGCUGUGGUGCGGCACAUGAGGAAGCUGCAGCUGGGCACCAGCCAGGAGGGGCAGGGGCAGACGGCAAGCCACGGGGAGCUGCUAACACCAGCGGCUGGGGGUGAGGAACAGGCUCUGCAGAAGGGCAUGGGUGGUUCACGAAGAGGCACCUGGGCUGGAGGGGAGGGCCUGCCCCUGUGGCCAGCUCUGUUCUCUCUUCCCAUGCAGGGCCAGCAGCUGGCUGCUGCUGUCGAGACUGCUGCGUGGAGCCGGGCCCAGAACUGUCCCCAACACUGCCCCGCCAGCUCUAGGGCCCUGGACCUCGGGUCAGGAUCCCCUAUGUGGGAGGGCUUGAGGGCAGCCUGUUCCCCUUCCCUCCCAAAACUGGGAGUUUCUCUGCCCUGUCCUCUCCUCACCCACUUCCCCAGCAUUCCUCACUGCAUUUUCCAUACAAAUGUUUCUAUUUUAUUGUUCCUUCUUGUAAUAAAGGGAAGAAGAUAAAACCA